Messenger RNA from Ilyonectria robusta, 2109 nucleotides. RefSeq names its product ICE2-domain-containing protein. Gene Ontology annotation, cellular component: perinuclear endoplasmic reticulum; endoplasmic reticulum membrane; cortical endoplasmic reticulum. The transcript has 2 exons. The coding region runs from base 387 to 1718 and encodes 443 amino acids. The record is from RefSeq and is a predicted model, not a curated record. Gene Ontology annotation, biological process: septin ring assembly; endoplasmic reticulum inheritance. NCBI's taxonomy places the organism in Eukaryota, Fungi, Ascomycota, Sordariomycetes, Hypocreales, Nectriaceae.
GAGCCAAAAGUAUACGGUACCGCACCUUGCCUUGCCCAGGGCAGAAGUCACCACCAAACCGCCCAAGCACGAAAGCUCCUUUAGGCUUCCAGGCAGACCAGCUUUCUCCUCCGACUCCUCCAACUCCUCCGCGUUUGCCCUAAACCUACAAACGACGAGCCACCUUCGCUGCUGCCGCCGAACGAGACGAGAUGGGAACGACCGACCGAUAAGGAUACCGAUGAGCAGACUCUCCUCGGCGCAUAUCGGGCGACAGCUAUCACAAAUCGACAACUACAAUCGCCGCACGCUUGAAUGUGCACCCUCGACUCGUCCCCCUCUGGACCGCCUCGUUCCAUCACCUCCGCUCCCUCGGAGCGGCCUACGCCAGCCAUCGUGCCGCACCGAUGUGGUUGCUAUUUCGGGCCAUCUUCAACUCCAUCUUCCUGCUAAGCAUCGUCCUCUCCAUUCCCGUCGCCUUCGAUGUCGGCGGCCGGGACAGCGGCCUGGCCUACAGCCUCGCCCUCUUCUUCUUCUACAUCGUCUACUCCGGCCUCGAGUUCCUGACCCCCGAGAAGUCACCCUCUCGCUUCCUCCUCUCCGCCUUCCUGCGGUCCGCGCAGUGGAUCGUCAUCCCGUCGUUGCUUAUUUGGGCGCUGGGGCAGUUUGCCGUCGAUGCGGGCAGCACUACGUGGGUGGAGCGGACGCUAGGUGGUUUGCUCAACUCCAAGAGCACGAGCUGGACGGAAUGGAGCUGGACGGAAUGGACGUUUGGCAAGGACGGGCUGUUGGAGACUGUUCUGCUGGGAGGGUGGGAUAACGUGCUGCGAUACUCGGGGCCUGUCUUCCAGCUCCUCGAGGGCUUCUGCACCCUGCUGGUCAUCCGGGCUGCGGGACAGCUCACCCGGUGGCUGGUCAACCGAGGGAGAAGCGAUACUUGGGUGGUGCUAACUAGUACGCAUAUCAUUCUCCUCGUCUUCUCGAGCUCCAUCAUGGCGAGCGCCCUCUACUUCCUCUGGCGGGUCGCCCAUUUCCCCCACAUCAGCAACGCAGACGCCACCCUCAUCAGUAUCGCCAUGACAACGGCCGUUUUCCUCUGCGCUUUCGGCAUCGGCAGCGGCAGAGGAAACCCUAUCGAGUCGUCUCUCCUCUUCGCCUACAUCGUUCUUUGCGUCUACCAGAUAUUCACUGACUACCUACCCUCCGAGCACGCCGAUCAAGCCGAUGGCCAAGCGAGCUCGCAACCCGACAUUCCCCCUUUGCCGCCCAUCAUCAUGGCGUCUUACUCCACAUUUCUCCACAUGCUGGGCUCGCUCCCCUCCGCUAUCUACUCCGCCCUCGCCCUCCUCUACGCCGCCUUCCAGACCAUCACCCCUUCGGUCAUCAUCUCUCUCACCUACCGCCUACUCGUCUUCUACUGCGCUACACGAAAUAUUCCUUCGGUGCGCGACUCUGGCGCACGAGCCAUGAUGCAGGAGCCAGACUGGGAGGACACGGAGACUGCAAGCAGGCUCCCGAGCUUCCUCAACUGGUUCUCGCCCUCAAUUUUAAUAGCAGUCUACACAGGCUUACUGUUGCAACACUUUUCGACGAGCGACGGCCCCGAUGGCUGGACGCUCAGAGGCGGUGAUGUCGGUGGAAGCACAUGGCAGUGGACCAACGUGGGGUUGACCAUGCUCCUCUACGGCGUGGAGCUCUACCUGGGCGCCGACGAGCAUGAUCAUUGGAAAGUGGAUUAAGAUUAGUAGGUGAAAUGGAUGACUUGGUGGGGGAGACAAUGGGACAUUCGAUUCGGACAGAUGGUGCUCACCUUACGAACAUGAACGGGGCUCGUGGCCCGAGGAGAGGGGGGAUGGGCUAGAAGAGAGGGCGUCGACAUUCAGUACCGAUACAUGUUCAAGGCAGCAUAAGGGGACUGGGACUUGGACUGGAAUGGGCAGUGGGGAUCGGCGCAGAACCGCACAUGGCGUUAGGGUAGGCACUUUUGUUCUUGAACAGCAUGGCGAUAUUUGAUAAUGUUUUUUUUCCCCCUCUUUUCAAUUUCAACUAUAGGGGGUAAUGUGAUGUUGUAUUGGGAGAGGAGAGUGAGGUUGUGACGGGAACGUCUGGGUGCUGGACCCAGGGUGGGGU